AUGGUUUUUCAUUAUUUUCAUGGAGUUUUUCAGUUUCCAGCUAGAUUCAGGCUUUCUUUAUAUGACGAAUUUGAAAAUGGACAUAAACUUAGUCUGGAAUUAUAACGCAGAAAAACAAAAACAAGCCCAAGUUAAGAUAAAUGAAGUUUGUUUCUACACUUUCAACUAAAUUUCAAUAUCGAUCUGUUCAUUAGCUUUUGUAUCAACUGUCUGUCGUAAGUGGUCAUGCAAAAGUAAAUUUAUACAUCGACCCUUGGGCUGCCUGUGCGUGCUGUAGAGUCUGCACCCGUCUGCGCUACCUUCUCCGCCGUCUGUUUACUUCAGCUCAGCUGUUGAAUAUAUACCCAGGUGUAGAGGCGGGGGCCUACUGCGAAAGCCUGUUUUCUUUACUGCAAGAAGAGGUAUGUACGUUGCAACAUUUUACAUUAAUUUUUCAUACCUGCAACUGAAAACGUGAUCGAAAAGAAUACAUAACAGAUUGGGUUGUGAGAUGUACCUUAGAGUUUCCACCGCUUUUGGAGUGUUUAAAAGGAGUUACCACGACGGCUCUUGAGCUGUUUCUAACCUUAAACAUUUUGAAUGCACUUCCUUUGUCGUAACUCUCCUCUACCGGUUUAAGACAUAUAAGCCUCAGACCCCAUAUAAGCACUCUUUCCCCACUCCAAAAUUCUACAAAAUAGCGGAGAUUAAUUUUAACCAGUAGACUUUAGCUUAAUGCUAGUAGCGUAAGAUGAGUUUAUGAAUAGAAAGGAGAUAAAUAUGACUGUUAUACGUUGCCCUCACUAUCUUUCUUCUCAUUGGCUAAGAGGCUUAUUUUGGAAAUCAGCGCAACCUAUAAGUACUGCUGAUUAGUUAGUUAUCUACCAGCAGAUAACUUACUAAUCUGUAGGUUGUGCGUGCAAUUCAUGAUUUCCAAUAACAAUUCCUUGCAACAGUAUGUUUGUCGUAAUUUUCUUCAAACAGUCGUAUAAUAAAACAGUUAUUCAGUUUUUGUCCUAAAUAAUCAAGGUCUUGCUAUUAGACGUGCGUUUUAAUCAGCCUCGGGCCUUCAGCUCGCUGAUAACACUUUAUAUCCUGAUCACAAAAACCUCAUCCAAUAACAAUUGUUUCUACCAAUCAACUAUAUUUCAUAAUGUCGGCAAAUUGCUAAGUUUCUAGUUGAUGACCACGACCGCUAAUUAUUACAAUUAUUAUAUAUAUGGGACAGGCUUGUCUCCGGUUGAUAGCUGAAGACCUGCAUUUACAAUCUCAGUCUUUUGGUAAUUUUUCAACUUUUAGACACCUGCUUAAUUCCUUCAGACAAUCCCUGCAUUAAAUUGUGCCACUGGUGUUUGUAUUCAGUGGUUAUUUUUGAUACAAAAGCAUAAGCAGCAUGCAUAAUUUUGAGAAAUAUAAUUAAAAAUUAUGUUCAGUGGGUAUAAGAGGUUCCAACUUUGGCUUAGACUGGGAAAAUAAUCUUAUUGUGGUCACAUUUUGGAGAAGUUCGGUAAUGACAGGGUGUUUGCAUGCGGAAGCUUGUCAGUAUAUUGAAAUAUUAUUUUUGUAACAAAAGUAGGGGUAACUUGUAACUUAAUGAGAAGAAAAAAUGUUGAGUUAUGGAUGCCGAAAUCUCCGCUGGAAGUUUUGGUCGAUGUCCAGCUGCAGGUGAAAGUUUCCGGGGGGGGGGGGUACUCCCUCACAAGAGGCUAAUGGGGAUGUGUUGCUGGAUGAGGUUGCAUUUUCUCAACUGGAGUGACUAUAACAGGGUCGCAAAUUUUUGGAUUUUGGGGGUAAGUAGGGAUUCAAAAUGGGAAGAUUCUCGGUUAAAAAAGUCAGAAAGUUUUCGUUUAUUAAAUUUAACAAUACGCUUGCAUUGACAGCAUUACAUUCCGCCGCUUGAAACCACAUUGAUAAGGUAGAGGCAUAAAUAGAAAGUGACUAAGUAAUGGGAUCGUGAAAAUUACGUUUUCCAAAAAGUGACUAAGAUGGGGUCUGUACCCUUGCGAAAUGGAAUUGAGAAUUCCUAGGAAUUCCUAGGAUUUUCCUAAGAAUUCCUAAGAAUUCUAAGGUGUGAAAUUUCACGGUAAUUGGAACAUGGAAUUCCUAAGAAUUCCUAGGAAUUCCAAGCUUUGCUCACCCAUCAGUUGGCUUGGAAAAUAUUCCUAGGAAUUCUUAGGAAUUCCUAGGAAUUGAAAGAAUAUAAACAGAAUGAUUACUUCUUAGGAAUUCCUAGGAAUUUCCUAGGAAUUCCUAGGAAUUCCUUGGAAUAGCUUUGAAUAGGUAGGUCAAGUAAUAUAUCAAACAUGAGACGCAGUGUUUCAUCACCAGAUGAAACACCAAGAAGUGAGUUGAAAAUACGACGCGCAGCGGAGUAUUUUUGACGAACUUCGAGGUGUUUCAUCUAGUGAUGAAACACUGUGUCGAAUGUUUGAUAUUUCUUCUCAAACAAAAUCAUUUUUGAAGGAGAAAUUAAGGAUGCAAAUACUGAGCAGAAGUUUUUCAUCCGAUUUCCAAACACUCAUUAAACAUUAAUUUUCUUUGUAUUUUCUUUAUGAAUGAUUAAUGAGUUUGAGAAUAGGGAUGUAACAAAUCGACCUGCUGCCGGAAUUAAGGGAUAUUCGAAUCAAAAACUGAUUUGCAUUUAAACCCUUAUGUUAAGGAAGUUAAUACUAGAAGUUGCUAUUUUUUUUUUGCUCUCCGAAGCAGAAACCCAUAAGGCAAAUGUACAAAAACUGAAGCAAUGUUUAUUCCAGCAAUAACUGAAAAAUAGCUCUCCAUGUUAACAAAAAAUACUUCUUCUGCUUUAACUUGACUUAAAAAUUUCACUGCACUGAUCGUCUAAAUGUUCCAAAAAUUACAACAGUGACCUCAAAAAAUCAAAUUUGAGACAAUGACUUUUUGUGAAGUAGGAAUCAAAUAAUUCAGUAUAAUGACUGUAGUCCUUAUAUACAUAUGAAUAAACUUAGAUAUAGAUAUACUUACACAUAGAUAUACAUGUAGUGUAAAGUAAACUAUCGCUAUAGUCAUGAUUGAAAAAAAAAAUGUAAAACAUAACCUGUUCAGGUGGAAUCUCUAGAUAGUGAGAUAAUGUAAAGUAACAUAUACCUAGUCAUGAUUGAAAAAAAAUAUAAAAACAUACCCUGUUGGUGGAAUCUACAGAUAGUGUUUGUUUUUAAUCCAAAUGACAACAUCAGCUGAACAUUCUCUUUUUCGUAAUUUAUUUUACCUAACAUACACAUCACCACAUUCCACACACAUGCAUGUAAAUAAACAUCUUCGAAUAAUUAAUACAGUGCAUGAAUAUGAAAAAAAGCUAAUAAAUGACUGCUUUUUCCAAUGUCGCCGAUGCAGCCUUCUGAACUGAAGGUCCACACAUCAAGCAAGUGCUAGUGCUAGUUGUUUUUGACCUUAAUAUUGCAGCGAUUAUUAAGAUUACAUGUACCAGAAGCAUUUAAUAUAAAACCUUAUGCAACCUAUACUAUGAAUUAAAGUUCAAAUGAACAAACCUACCGGCAGUAUUCUAAUAUUUUAUAUGUAAGUUCAAGUCUCAAGUCCUUAUAAAUUAACUGGAAAUUUCAUUGCUUCUAACUUGUAUAAGUAGCCAUUGGAAACUUAUACUUAUUAUGCUAUUUCUUCUCCUAUUUUAUCUAACAUUGGUCUUGACAAGUCUGCUAUAACCUUGUAGCGCCAGAACAUACAGUUUUCAGAGUAUUCCACUGACUAUUUGCAACAAAGAGUACAGUUCUUUCGAUCUGCAGUAAACAAAAAGCAGCAAAAAGGGAUCUGAUCAAUGGCAUAUCUUCACAUGCAUCUUUGAACUUUGUAAGCUUAUUUACGCAAAGUUAUUAGAAAACAUACCUUUCCACAUUAAUCCAGCUGAGUAAACUCACUUGCAAACAUGCUUUAUGUGAACACAAACUUCGCAAUUGAUCAAUUUGUCUCGAAAAUAACAUGGAUAAUAGAAAGACGGUCUUACGAAAAUACUUUGUUGCUUGUGAAGUCCGCGUGAAUUUGAACUAUUCAACGGAAGUUCAUUUGGCACUUUUCUGUUGGUUCAAAAGUCGCACGUGACAAAGUAAAUCAAAUCGCGCAUGUGGCAAAGGCACGCGUGGAAGCCUGGGAAACAAGAAAACAUGGCGGCUAAUCUUGCGAGGUCCAUCUUGCGAAGUGCUCCUGUUUGGGUCGAAAUAGCAGUUAUUUUCAACGUUAAUUAAGAUGAAGCAACGCAUUUGAAGUGUUAAAAGCAGAAGUAAACUUAACGUUGUUCUUUUAAGUUGGGAAAGAACUGCGACGAAAAACGUGUUGUGGCGGCCGUUGUUCCGGGCUUGGCCGGGCUUGCCAUGCUUUUGACUGCACUCCUGAUGCAAGGGUUGAAGGGAAUCAAGACAGCCCAUGUUUUGUGCGUUCGCCUAAUUUCCGUGGAGUAUGUGGAUAAACAACGUACAUUGCAGACUGGAAAUGCACUUCAUAUUUUUAAAAACGAGACUUCUCAUUUCAGACAACAUUUUGCACUGAAAGUGUACUGGACAUGUAACAGCGUUAAAUAUUUAUUGCUGUAAUAUGCUGUAAUAAUGUAAUUUAGAUACGUUAAAUUGUUAUCUUAAUUUAAAUACUGGUUGGAGGUUUGUGAACAGCAUUCGCCACAUGUCAGCAUUACCAGAUUUAAGGUAACAUUGAGUUGAAUAUAAGAAUGUAAGUAUAGAAGUAUACAUUACCAGUAUGUUCUGUAUUAUAAGUUUAGAAUUGUUUCAGUGCAAUCGCUUAAAAUUAAAAUGUGAAAAAAUAAGAAAAGACUACAAAAUCUUCCACAAUUUUUAAAGUCUUUCUGAUUUUUAAACAUCCCUCAGCUGAAUUCCUAAUUUGCAUAACUUAGAAUUCCUAGGAAUUCCCAGGAAUUCCAAGCCCAGUUGGCCUGAAUUUUUCUAUUCCCAGAAAUUCUCAACAAUUCUUAAGCUUCUAAAAUUGUAAAACUUACAAUUCCUAGGAAUUCCUAGGAAUUCCAAGCCUAGAGUGAGACCUAAUUUGCCAUUCCCAAAAAUUCUCAAGAAUUCCAAGCUUAUUUGAUGAAGGCUGAUUUGCAUAGUUGGGAAUUUUUGGGAAUUCCUAGGAAUUCCCAGAAAGCUGGGAAUUCAUUUCGCAAGGGUACUUGGCCAAAAAAUAGACUAUUUAACAAUUAUUCCCCGAGCCCGAAUGGGCUAUAUUGACUUGGAGGCCAUUCGGGCUCGAGGAAUAAUAAUUGUUUUAGUAAAAUCCAACUAGUUGGUAAAAAAUAUCGAGAAUAAAAAAAUUGUAGCUAUAGUUUAAACUAGAGUUUAAUCCUUUUUUGCCACCAAAAACCAGGCACUUUUCUCUAUUAGUGGGCUAUAACAUAUAGCCUAGUAGUAGCUCAACCAAUCAGAAUGCAGCAUUGAUAAUAGACCACUAGUUGGAUUUUACUAAAAUGUAUGGGAUAGGCCAGCGGCACAUACCUAGCAAACAUUAACCCAAGUACCCCCCCUCCCCCCGGGGGAAAAUUUUCACUUCUACAGUGUAGAGUUGGUCGAUUAUUUAGACCAAUUUGCCAGUUAGUUUUGUCUGGCCAACACUUACCAUUCUAUUUCCCAAUUUUCUUGUAAUUUUACAGUCUGUGAAAAGUAAUCAGAAUUUUGGUCUUAACUUAAGAGCGGAAUUGCUUUGACCCAGUUGGAAACUUUGCUUUAAAUUAUUGAAUAGUGUUGUUAUCAUGUUUUCCUGCACUUAUGCAUAGAUCCAUUAGUUUCUGAGCUUGUUUGGCAAAAUGUAAUAAAAGCAUCAUCGUAAUGGUUUACUUAUUAAUGUUACAGCACAAACAUUGAACAGAACAUUAUUAUAUAGUCUUCUCACUCUUCAUAUAAUUCUGCCAAGACCAAGGGAAUUUUUUUUCUGCUGUUCCUGAUAGUACUGAUGGAAAAUAUAAAAUAUUGUCUAAAAAGGUUUAACCACAUGAAUAAUUAACUAGCUUCAAGGCAGAAAACAAACAUUUAUCUCAUCAACAGUUACAAUGGUCUUGCUUUAUUUUAAUUGCAGCAAGUGGAAAUCACCUGCAGGCCUUAAUUUUUACAGUUCAUUCCAUUUGAUUCAAUUAGCCAGCGUGUGUAGCUGUUGGGGUUAGAAAGCUGAGGAGUGCUGUCAUUUUUUGGCAGCAGAACUGCAGGAAGUUUGGGAGCAAGCCGAAUAUUCUGCCUUGCAUAAAGAAAAUACCCACUGCUUAACAAACGUACCAGAUACACAGUGAGGCUAGAUUUCUUCCAGCCCAAGUUGAGGUAAGUGAAGUUUAUUCCUACACUAAUACCUAUAGUUUCUCUGUAUCAAAUGUUUGAAAGGAAGAGAGUGCAAUGGGGUGUCAGUGGUUGGUUAUGCAAAAUUAGUAAUUCAUUAGGAAAUUUAUGCAUCAAACUUGGCCUGCUGCCUGGAGUGUGUGUGAUGUAGAAACUCUGCUGUCUGUUUUCUUAUUUCAUACUUCAGCUCAGCUUGAGCAGAUAUCAACACAUCUGAAGAGGCCAAGGCCUUAAAGACUGCAAAAGCCAGAGUGUUUUGUUUGCUACACGAAGAGGUAUGUACAAUAUAACAUUUUACUUUUCAUGCCCGUUACUUGGAAAGUGAUUGGGGGAGAAUACAUUUUUCAGAAUUUAUUUGGUUCUUUGAGUCCAUAAAGUCAAAAUAUUUUAACAAGAUGGGACUUGUAAUUUAUUAGAGUAAAAAAAGGAUAAUGCUGAGUUUACAGAUGCCGAAAUCUCCGCUGGAAAUUGUUGUUGAAAUAUGAUUGGAAUGUCUGGCUGUUAAAAAUUCUCCUGAAAAACUGAUCCACUUCCAGAGCUCGGCAGGUCAACCUAACUUAUUUUGAGCAGUCAGUAUUGUCCGGCCAACACUUUACCAUUUCAGUUUCCCAAAUUUCGAGUCUCACCUUGCAAAAAGUAAUCAGAAUUCAGGUCUUAACUUAAAUAGAAUGCUUUGACCUAGUUGGAAACUUUGCUUCAAGAAUAAUGUUAUUACGUUUUCACUUGGCAAGAUCUACUGGUUUCUUACCAGCUUGUUUGGCAAAAAGGCAAGCACCCCUAUGAUGGUUUAAAUGCAUAAAUGAUUGAAAUGUUAUGCAACAAACAGUAUGAAUAUAAGGGGAUAUAAGGCAAAAAGACAUCGCUAUAUAGUCUUUUUUCAUGUAAUUCUGCUGGGAUAAAGAUAUUUUUUUUCUGGUAAUCCUGAUGGUACUGAUGGUUACAAGGGAAAAUAAUUAUGUCUUAAAACUGGUGACCACAUGAAUAAUUAACUUCCAGGCAAAAUAAUUAUUUAUCUUGUCAGCAGCUACAACAGUUUUAAUUUUUAAUAAUUUUUUUCAGUUGAUUCCAUUUGAUUUAGUUAUAGCCAGCUGGUGGGUUAGUGGGGGGUGUGCUGUUGUUUUUGGUAGCAGAACCUCAAGUUUGGGUGCAAGUCAAAUUUUAUUUCCCCAUCCCAUAAAAAAAAAUGCCCAGCACAUAAACCUGCCAACCACACAGGCUAGAAUUAGUAAUCUUAUUUGAUUUUUUUAAACCCAAGAUUUCAAUUUCUAUGGGGCGUUUAAGGUGAUCCAUUUUUCCAAACACCAUUUUUUUUUAUUUUAGCCAGUGAAACAAAAAAGAAGACAUCUUAAACCUAUGAAAAAAAUUAUACCUGGGUAUAAAUACGUCUUGAACUCUCAAUGCAAUGAAAAUGCGGUCAGUGGUUUUUCAAAUAGGUGACAUCAUUAACAAAGACUAGUAAUAAUAAUAAUGAAUAUUUUAUUAUUGUUGAAGGGCUCCACACAAAAAUGUCCCCACGCUCUCUUCCUUUUUGUAGGGACCUUUUAACUUGGAAGCCUUGUCAAUUAUAAACCUCUAAAAGUGUAGCCUAACCUUUACUUACAUUAACACAGGAGAACCCAGCUCUAGUAUCAGUUCAACAACAUGACAUGGAGAGAUGAUGGAUCUGGUAACCUGACAGUUUCUGGAGCAAAGGUUAGCUUCACUGGGAGUGGCAAUUCCAAGGGGAAUGCUAUCUGGAGUCAAGGCAGAACUGGGAGUUGGGAGUUUAAUGUGACUGGAAGUUCCGGAACCUGGGUGGGAGUUUCUGCUGAGGAUAAGUUUGCAGCCGGUUGGGGGAUGAAGGGAUUGUUCUAUGGCGGGCUGGGCAACUUGAGUGAUGGCAGUAGCCUGGUGACCAGUCGCUGGGGAUAUGACCUAAGUUUGGUGAUGGUGAUGUCAUUGGAAUGCGGUUGGAGCAGACUGGUGACAAGAUUGUGCUGGCAUUCUCUAAAAAUGGAAGUGGACUGGGAGUGGCAUUUGAUAUUUCUGGCUACAGUGGCAUGGAGUUCCGUCCAGCAGUUUCCAUGGAUGAAGUGGGACAGGGUGUGACAAUCUCUGAGACUGCUACUUCUAGCCUGGAUGCUUUCCAGCUUGUUCCUACUCCAAGACAAGGGGUGGAAGGAGACUGGCAAGGGAGGUUCAAGCUGAUGAUUGAGAAAACUGGAGAAGCAAGCUGGCACAUUUCAGUCGAAGUGGCCAACAUUAUAUCCUGCAAUGUAACUCAGGGUGCUGAUGGUAAACUCGUGUCAGGACCAGUCAUGUCAACAAGGAUGAUGCCACCUCCAGAGCUCCAGCUGCUGGAGAAUGAGGCUUCCUCCAUCCUGGGGGGUCUGACUUCACUCAGACGGGAAGGAGAGACCCUGGUGCUGGAAGGAGGUGGAAAGAAGGAGAUCUUUACUCCUGCUGCUGGACCUGGUCCUGCUACCAAGGACAGUGUCAACUGGAUGCAUUGAAAAUCCUUCCUGUCCACUAAAAGGAGACCUUUACCAAAAUUCAUAUCCUGUGAUUAAAUUUUCACAAAAUUGUUUAAUUGUUUUUAAGCAUUGAAUCACUUUGAGUGACUUCUAUAGUACAUUUCAGUAAACAAAAUAAUAAAUAGACAAGUAAAUGAAUUAAUAGGUAAAUAACAUUAAUAAAAAAACAUUUUAUGCAUUUUGUAAAGCCAAAAAACUGAACCUGGUACAAAAAAUGAAACAGUUCAUUUAAUUUUUAGAAUUUGGUUGUUCAAGGAAAAGGCAAAUAAAAGCUGAUUUUGCUGGUAACAAUAAAAAGAUCAGAUCAGCGCCGAGGGGGGAGGUCUGGGCCUUUUAUUUUGUUAAAAUAGAACUGGCUUUUAAAGUUCCAGUCUUUGGUUCGGAAGUUCUAGAUUAGAAGCAAUAAAGAUUUGUUUUCACUACAAAAUCAUUCUUGUGAUAUGUACGACGUUCUUAUACGUUUUAUGCACUAGAACUGAUACAACUGCUUGCUUAAUAAGAUAUCUAAAAGGAGUUGGAAACUAAAUAAAUUAUUUGGGGUAAAUUUCAUUAAACAUGAUCAUAUUUAUCUUUUUGAGAACUAUUUUCAAGUGUUAAAUAAUAUCUAUACUUCGAUUUGCUGAAUAGAAUGCUGCCGAAAGAAAUAUGAAAAAUUGUUUAGUGGGAUUCUGAGCUUGGCUUUGGAUACGCCCAAUUCAGGGUUGCCGAUCAACAUGAAAUUCUUAUGUUUUUCCCUCAAAUAAAAAUACGAUCAUAUCAUCAGAAAACUUGAUCACAGGACCGAGAAGGGAAUAGAUUUUACUGGAUUUUCCAGGCCAUAGUUUUUGUAAUUAAAUAUUUCAAUUUCUUCGUUUUCUACAUCUGAAUUUAGAUUUUUUGUGAGUUUUCUAGCCUGUUGUAUGAUUUUUUUGUCAGAUGGCUUUUUACCUUCGUCGCCUGUUACUAUGCUCUCUAGGGUUGACAAUUUCCGGAAAAAUGUUUUCGGUGGGAUAUCCGCCGAUAAUUUUAGGCUUGAAAAUUUUGGUUCCAUAGACGAUGCGGAACGAGAACUUCAAAAAACCAAUAGGUUUAAUAAGCAAAAGAACAAUUUUGCACGUGCAUCACACUUUUUUUUUUCUUGAACUUGAGUAAGGCUCGUAGGAAUUCAAUUCCAAAAGAGUGCGCAUACAUCCGACAAUAUAAGUGAGUUCACGGGAAUAAUCGCGAUGAAGGUUGAAAAAACGCAAAUUCACUUUUUGAAGAGAAGUUUUCCCUGCCGUCGCCGUCCUCGAUCUGAGACGUCUCAGUCAAAUCUUGGCUCCGAUGUCAGAAUCCUCGUUCAGGGGCAUUGUGUUGUCAUCGUUAAGCUAUCCUUUCCAUAAAAAACAUCUUUGAAUAAGAUUCACUGCGCAUUCCCUUGUUAAUCAAACAAGAAACUAAAUAAUUUGGAUGAUUUGUUCGUUUUUGCUAUUUUCACUUCAAUGCUCCAUUUCUCCCACUAAGACGCUCGGUCGCCCCCCAAAAAGUCAUUAAAAUUCUUCGAUAAUGCUUAAUCUCGCGGAGCGAGUUUAUAAUUUUGUCGCGCGCGCAGCGCGCAGAUCACGCGAGGAUCGCAAGCAGAGUGCGAUUUCGUUUUGGUUAUAAAUCUUUCUUUCUAUCUUAUUUUGUUUGGUAUCCGCAGUUGCCCAGGUGCAUUUUGGGUUUCCAGGCAACACGGCCACCGACUAGGGCUCAUUUUAUUCAUCCUCUGUCUGCCCCUCUGUUUACUUAGCCUGCGUGGCAGGCGUUAAAAGGGGGAGGGGGAAUUUGGGCGCCCGAGAGAGCCCUAAUUCCCUUCCCCUUCCCUUUCGAACGCCUGCCACGCAGGCUACUGUUUACUGCCAGUAGAAUGCGAUGAAAUUCCAUGAUACGUGAAGUUUCCGGUGUUUUCACUUGCACGAAAUUACAUGGUACGUGAAAUAUCAGACACUCAAAAACCACUGUAAUUUAGAGUUCAUGAAAUUACUGAUGUUGAAAUUGUGGCAAAACUCCCUGAUACGCAAAAAUUGCAGCACGUUUAUUGUACUAACUUCGACGAUAUUUUCAAUUUCCAUGCAUGGUAUUGAAAAACGUGAUACCGCCUUUUUACUCCAUCGACACCCCGGGGGGGUACUCCCAUACAUUACCUAUACGGGUAUGUGCCGCCCAACGGGGUCGUGAUUUUGAAGCUCCUGAUUUAGAACGGGGUAUCCAUUUCAGAGGCAUUUUCUAGAACGGGGUAUAAUUUUUCAAACGCACGAAAGCUCCAGUUUUGUAAGCGGCCAUUUGAAAUUAUUCAAGGACACAUUGCUUUUAAAAAUACUGUUCAAUGCAUUAACAAGCAAACUGUUGUACUCUUUGUACCUUAGAACGGAGUAUAAAAAAUUGGCCCAUUUCUAGAACGGGGUAUCAGUUUUAGGGCGAAUUCUAGAACGGGGUAUCAAUUUGAGGGGAAAUUUUUUUUAGAACGGGGUGCCAAUUUGGAGUCCCGGGCGGCACAUACCCACCCAAAAAAUACCCAAGUGCCCCCCCCCCCCGGGUCGACACCUCACGAUAUGUUUCGUGGUCAGCAUUGCAUUUCAUUGCAUUUCAGGAACUCUUUUGUGUGGUUGCAGUAUUAUACUGAAAAUGAUUUAUCUGACCGCCCCAGCAGGGUGCAAGGAAAGUCAUUUUUAAAGCCUGCCAUUCGAGCAAGCUAAAGCUAGCAUAUACCACAGGUAACCCAGGCUCUGUGAUAGUACCACAGUACGGUUCCAGUAAAAUUACAGUGUUUGUAUGGGGUAAAAAUAUAAUCCUAAAAUUUCUAGGAAAUACUAAAUAAAGAUCAAUGAAACUUACUCUGCAGUUAAUUGUUGUUGUCCUUAUUGCUCCAACGAAGUUUCGUGAUAAUUUGCAGUAAUUUGUUCAAAUUCACUCUAUCUACAAUAAUAAUAUACAAGGUAGGAAACACGAGGUGCCAUUUUCGCCGACAUGCUCUCAUUCAACACAACUUUUUCCACGAAAUUCGAACUCCAACGGAAAAUAAACAUGCCAGGAUCGUAGAAAUAGGAUAGCAGCAGAUAUAGAAACCAAUGAAGCUUUCCCAGAUAGAGAAACGAAUCCCACAGACUUUGACAAACUCCAUGAAUAUAAUCCAAACACUAACACCGAGAAUACGCUCGCCGAAGCAGCCGGGCCAGAUCAACACGCGGCCAAGAAAAUGAAGCCUGGGCACUGUACUAAAAAAUUCCAUCCCGGGGGUCCUGGGGUGACCUUUCUAGGGACCGAUACAUCAUUUGCCCAAGGCCACCCUCCCCUGCUGGAAAAAUACUUGAUAGAAGGCAAUUGUUCUUCCUAGCCAAUCACUAUGGCCUGUUAUAAAGAGAUUAUUUUCCUCUCGAACUAUAUUCAGCUCCUGGCGCUGGUCCUCAGAAAGUUUAUCAAACAUCAAUAGGGCAAGGUUAUAAGGGCAAAGGAAAGAACAACGAAGGACGAUUUACAAAACUUAAAACGAGCAAAAGAUAUAAGUGAAUUUUGGCUCUUACCGAGGCAUUUGUACAACAGGACCAAAUUCAAAGAGAGGUGUAUCACGAUGAUUCACAUAUUUAACCGAUAGAGCGUUCACUUGUAUUGACAAGAAGUCGGCGUGUUACUGCCGCAUUAAUCGCUAAAUAUGUUAAUCGCGCUAGUUCUUUGUUUACUAGUGCACGUGCCUUUCACAUUCGUCUCAGUUAUCGCAAUUCAUAUUCUGUCGCAAUUUUCUGUAUAAUUUUUGACAUUAGUUUGUAAGCUUCACCGUUUAUUUACAAUAGUUUCGCUCGAGAGUUCACAGCAACAGUAUCUCAGUCAUCAUCUACCUUUUGUUCAACCUUGUUUUUAGCCCGCCUUGUAAGCAUUUCGCGUUGUUAUUUCAUUAGUUUCAUUACUGUUAUUUGCAUUCCUUAGUAAAAGAAAUGGGACACCUUGUAACUCCGCAGACUCUCCUGAUUAUAUUACUUUUUUUUUAGCCAUUUAAAUUCAGGCGCGUGUGCGGGGUUUGCUCUGGCAAAUGGUGAUUGGCUAGGAAGAACAAUUGCCUUCUAUCAAGUAUUUUUCCAGCAGGAGAGGGUGGCUGUGGGCAAAUGAUGUAUCGGUCCCUAGAAAGGUCACCCCAGGACUCCCGGGAUGGAAUUUUUUUGUACAGUGCCCAGGCUUCAUUUUCUUGGCCGCGCGUUGAUCUGGCCCGGCUGCUUCGGCGAGCGUACUCUCGGUGUGUUUGGAUUAUAUUCUUCGAGUUUGUCAAAGUCUGUGGGAUUCGUUUCUCUAUCUGGGAAAGCUUCAUUGGUUUCUAUAUCUGCUGCUAUCCUAUUUCUACGAUCCUGGCAUGUUUAUUUUCCGUUGGAGUUCGAAUUUCGUGGAAAAAGUUGUGUUGAAUGAGAGCAUGUCGGAGAAAAUGGCACCUCGUGUUUCCUACCUUGUAUAUUAUUAUUGUAGAUAGAGUGAAUUUAAACAAAUUACUGCAAAUUAUCACGAAACUUCGUUGGAGCAAUAAGGACAACAACAAUUAACUGCAGAGUAAGUUUCAUUGAUCUUUAUUUAGUAUUUCCUAGAAAUUUUAGGAUGAUAUUUUUACCCUAUACAAACACUAUAAUUUUACUGGAACCGUACUGUGGUACUAUCACAGAGCCUGGGUUACCUGUGGCAUAUACUAGCCCAAACGUCAUUUCAACUAGCCCCAAAAACAUUUCGAUGAGCAGAAUUGAUUUUUACAGUUCUUCUGUAAAACGUAAUUUGAAUUCCUCAAAAAAUUUCAUUUGCCCAUCGGGCAAGUUAAGGACAAAAUUCCCUCGCCCGAUAGCAAAAUUAAAGUGCUAGUAUUUUUUUCGAGCAUUUUAGUGAAUGCACAAACAGUAAUAAAUGUUUGAUAUCAAGGAAGAAAAUGUUUCAUCACGGUAGCAACUUCAUAUCUAGUAAAAAAUGUGUGGUAAAUUGAUUAAUCGCGGAAAAAUUAGCCUCCCAUGCAGACUUUCUUUGGGGUUCGUCACAUGUUCCUGCCCCUUUUCGUUUGGAAGGAGUCGAGUGCGUUAUGAGCCAAAUUAAAAGAACGCCUGCGGGGGAGGCUAGGAAACGUUAGCACUUGACAGAAGCGUAUGGCUAUCAGUGUUUCCCAGCCAUGUUGUCAAGGAAAUAAAUCUCUCUCUGUCUACUCUUGGCGCUAGGUAUUCACAAGAAAUUUUAUGUAUUACGGAACUACAGGUGCGGAGGAGAUUUCAGUUUUCUGUUAGGAUGUGUCCAACAAAUUACGAAAAAUUCCGUAAGCUGCUUGGCUCUUUAGAAAGUAAGUGA
Messenger RNA from Porites lobata, 14089 nucleotides. The record is from the annotation of a GenBank genome assembly. NCBI's taxonomy places the organism in Eukaryota, Metazoa, Cnidaria, Anthozoa, Scleractinia, Poritidae.